This is a messenger RNA of Rhodotorula toruloides NP11, 1020 nucleotides long. RefSeq lists its product as uncharacterized. The transcript has 6 exons. The coding region runs from base 1 to 1020 and encodes 339 amino acids. NCBI's taxonomy places the organism in Eukaryota, Fungi, Basidiomycota, Microbotryomycetes, Sporidiobolales, Sporidiobolaceae. The record is from RefSeq and is a predicted model, not a curated record.
AUGGCAUACGGGAGCAUCUGGGACGGCUCGUCAGUACCGCUGCUCGCGCGCGUUGGCCAACACCAUGGCUGGCUCGCCUCGACACCUCCCCACACCCUCAUCCCCUUCUCGAUCUUCGCCAUCGUGCAUGCGGUCCGCGUUGCGUGCGUGUACCGCGGCAUCUCGAGGGCCGGCGGCUACGACAAGCAGCUCGGCAACUUGCAGGCUGCGCUCGUCCCGCUCGUCUUGAUUCUCGGCGGCUCGACCAUCUCGAGCGUCCUCCUUGGACAAGUUCCGGGUUGGGUCAUCACGCCUAUCCCUGUUGCGACCUACGGGCUGAUCCCCCUCCUCGCCGCCAAGUCUGGCCUCGUCUCCUUCGUCCUCUCGCUCCCUACCCUCCCGCGCGAAACCUUCUUCUGCCUCGUCGACGGCUUCUCCCGCAUCAUGGGCAUGACCACCUUCGGCGUCGACAUGGUCCUCGCACACGCGAACAACGCCGUCCGCAACUCUCCCUGGGCGAUGGUCCUUAUUGCGUUCCUCUCGGGCGGCGGUGGAGGGAUGAUCGUGCCCGCGUUCCGCAUGUUUGGGCCCGAGUGGGGAUUCAACGCGACGCCGGCGUUCAUCAAGACUGGUUUGCCCAUUGACGUCUGGAGCGCCGGCUUCAUCGGCUACGUCUACGCCACCCUCAUUGACGCCCACCCCUUCUUCCGCAAACCCGUCGCCUACUCCCUCACUCACUUCCCGGCUCUCCGCCAGGUCCUCGACGUCCCCAAAGCCUACCUCUCCUCGCCACGCCACACCGUCCUCCUCCAGCCCGCCGAAGCCAAGACCUUCUGCUCGCUCCUCCUCGCCUUCAUGCUCUUCAUGUCGCGCAUCGGACUCCCCCUCCUCCGCCGCACGUUCUCGUCCUCGUCGCCCGCCGGCAAGGCCGCAGCGCAGAAGCGCAAGGCAGUCGCCGCCAACGUCAACAGCGCCAAGCAGGCGACUUCGUCGGCCAUUGCGAGCGGAAAGGAGAAGGUCAGGGAGCGGAAGAACCAGUAG